AUGGAGCCUCUAGACAGGGAAGGUGAUCUCCAUAAGGAAAAUGCUGCUUUGUCUGAAAGCAGCAGCCCAGAAGAUGUCUUCAGUUCCUCUGAAAUGCAGACAGUACCAGUUUGUAUGGACACCAUCUUGCCACCAGAGGACUACAUUUUCAGACGAGGUUACACAGAGUUUUCACCUCUGAGGCUUCCUAGAGAGGACUGCAUUGAGAUUCACCAUGCACCUUACCAGUUCAACCGGGCCAGAAUUUCCACUUCUCCAACUUUAAGAUCAGCCGAGCGCAGGUAUAUCUCCCUGGUAGUGAGUCUGCUGGGACUCGAGGCAUUCCCUGGAGACCUCCUGGUGCCAGACAGUGCCACGGACUACCUGCCCUACUCAUCCUUCCUGCUCAGUGCAGAAUCCAAAAAGUCAAGGUGGCCAUUUGCCAAAAGAGGAGUUGGUGAAGACAAACAGAACCAAGCAUCUGAUCUGGAAAAUUGUCUUUCAACUGUUAAGAUCAUAGACUGCUGCACAGAUGAAUUUUUCUGCUUUAAGGCAUCAAAACACUCAGUAUACUGUAUCAAGCAUCAAUAUAGUAAAUCUUGGCACAAAUUUAUGAAUGAGCAACAGACUGAGCAGAAAGAUGUCAACAACCAGUUAGAAGAGAAAAAAGGAACAGCAGCGUGGGAACUUUUAACAACCGAAUGCACUUAGUUUCUGGAUCAUUUGCUGGUUCUCAAGAUGGUAUUUAUGAACACUCUAAAAUACCUCCAGAGUAAUGAAUUUCUCUUGGAUGUGGAUUUGUGGAGAAUUUUUGCAAACUUAAAGGAGUUAAACAAGAUAAGUCUCCAUUUUCUGAAGACAUUUUUUGAAACUGCAAAGAAGUAUGUCAGCAAGUCAUACUCUCCUAUGGAUUUCAGCUCCGUACUCAGAACGUUUUUCCAGGGUGACCUCUGCCAGACACAACAGAUUUGUUGCCUAAAUUAUACUUCUGCUAUCUUCUACUUGGAAAAACUAAGACAGAGAGAUUUUGGCAUCUACCUGAAGUGGUGUGAACAAAAUGAACAGUGCAAGAGGGUGCAUCUGCCAGAGCUGCUGGUUGCUCUUCUGCAUCGACUGACACGGUAUCCCCUCCUCCUCAACAUCUGGAAGAGGAGCACCAACGAAGCAGAGGAAAGUUUUAUCCAGUCACUUAAAGAGAAGGGGGAAAAGUCUAUAAGGGAUCUGGAAGGUAAAGUCAAGUGGUCUGACAACUUUCAGAAGUUCAGGCAGCUGCAAGAGGUCAUAAUCUGGCCUCAGGUCUGGGAUCAUGACAAAAGGUUCUUUGUCCCAGAGUGUUUGAAGCAAAACUUAAGAGAAAACAGCAGUGAAAACAUUUUGUCUUCAGCAAACAGACUUCUCCUUCAUGAAGGCUGACUGAUGCUAACAGAAAGCACAAGACUCCUUGACGUCUACCUCUUUUUAUUUGAAGAUUUCUUACUGAUUACCAAAAUCAAAUGUAACAAAAAGAAAUAUGGGGGCUCAGACACCAGCUUAAUCCCUGUCUGUCCUUCCCUCACUCCUGAGCUGCAGUCCUUCAUAAGAGAGGGGAGAUUUUGUACAGUCCUAGACCAGCUCAUCCCACUAGACAGACUCAUACUGAAGAAUGUUGAACCCGUCCAAGUUACAGUCUUCAGCCUGCAAAAUGCUUUUCUAAUUCAGCAUGAGAACAGGUAUCAGCAGUGCAUAGCAGUCUUCUUGCUACAAGCUCAGACAGAGACUGCCAAGAAAGCAUGGAUGUCACAGAUAGAAACAGCAAUCUCCAAUUAUACCACACAACAUGAAACCAAGAAAAGCAUGGCUUUCUGCUUCCCUGUUGAAUCUUCUGAAAUUUAA
Molecule: messenger RNA, 1851 nt
Organism: Hirundo rustica (Barn swallow)
Lineage: Eukaryota; Metazoa; Chordata; Aves; Passeriformes; Hirundinidae
Gene: PLEKHG7
Product: pleckstrin homology and RhoGEF domain containing G7
Exons: 15
Biological process (GO): Rho protein signal transduction
Molecular function (GO): guanyl-nucleotide exchange factor activity
Source: RefSeq, a predicted model, not a curated record